Epinephelus lanceolatus (giant grouper) is the source of this 1636-nucleotide messenger RNA. Its product is annotated as calsequestrin-2-like. The record is from RefSeq and is a predicted model, not a curated record. Gene Ontology annotation, cellular component: Z disc; sarcoplasmic reticulum lumen. Gene Ontology annotation, molecular function: calcium ion binding. Gene Ontology annotation, biological process: regulation of cardiac muscle contraction by regulation of the release of sequestered calcium ion. Lineage: Eukaryota; Metazoa; Chordata; Actinopteri; Perciformes; Serranidae.
CAGACAGAAGCAGAGCAAGAGAGAGGAAUUGGGGCAGAGUAUUUGUGAGAAUAUUUCAUAUUUAUUACGAGAGAGGUAAUAGAGAGCAAAUUUGUAGAUUAAUCUGAGCAACUCUACAUUGAUAUUGAUUGUACUCUUCAAGUUAGGACUUCUUUGAUUUCUCUGAAAACUUCAUUCUGGUUUGCAAACACCUCCACAACCCGGCAACAAUGCAGCAAAUCUGUCUUUCUCUGCUGUCUGGCCUUUGCCUUCACCUGGUUUUCUUCUGCAGUGCUGAGGAAGGCCUCGAGUUCCCUAACUUCGACGGGAAGGACAGGGUGCUGGACAUCAAUGAGCGCAACUACAAGAAGGCUCUAAAGAGAUACGACCUGCUGUGUCUGUUCUACCAUGAACCAAUGCCUGCCAACAAGGGCCUUCAGAAGCGGUUCCAGAUGACAGAGCUGGUGCUGGAGCUCACAGCUCAGGUCCUGGAGAACAAAGACAUCGGUUUUGGGAUGGUGGACGCACAGAAGGACGCCAAAGUAGCCAAAAAACUGGGUCUGGAGGAAGUGGGCAGCUUGUACGUCUUCAAGGACGACCGUGUCAUUGAGUUUGAUGGGGAGCUCUCAGCAGACACACUGGUGGAGUUUCUAUUGGAUGUGCUGGAGGACCCAGUGGAAAUGCUCAAUAACGCCAUGGAGCUGCGAGCCUUCGAGAGGAUGGAGGAAGACAUCCGCCUCAUUGGCUACUUUAAGGGAGAAGAUUCAUACUACAAAGCUUUUCAGGAAGCCUCCGAGCGUUUUCAACCUUACAUCAAGUUCUUUGCUACAUUUGAUAAAUCUGUAGCCAAACAUCUCUCCCUCAAGAUGAACGAGGUGAAUUUUUAUGAGCCGUUCAUGGAGGAGCCGGCCAUCCUGCCUGGCAGACCUCUGUCAGAGAUGGACAUUGUUGAGUUUGUCACCCAACACAGAAGGGCUACUCUGAGGAAACUGCGGGCAGAGAAUAUGUUUGAAACAUGGGAGGACGACAUGGAUGGAAUACAUAUUGUUGCUUUUGCUGAGGAGGAGGAUCCAGAUGGCUAUGAGUUCCUGGAGAUCCUGAAAGACGUGGCCAGAGACAACACCAACAACCCAGAGCUCAGCAUCGUCUGGAUCGACCCUGAUGACUUUCCUCUGCUCACCACUUACUGGGAAAAAACCUUCAAGUUGGACCUGUUUAGACCUCAGAUUGGAGUGGUCAACGUCACAGAUGCUGACAGUGUGUGGCUGGACAUGUCCAAUGACGAGGACCUGCCCACCGCGGAGGAGCUGGAGGACUGGAUAGAAGACGUCCUGUCUGGCAGGGUGAACACGGAGGAUGACGAUGAGUCUGCUGACGACAAGGAAAACCUUGACGGCUAUGUGCCAGAAGACAGUUACGAAAGUCACGACCCAGAUGAGGAAGAUGACAGCGAUGACUAACCUUAAUGUCAAGGGUUGGUGUGCUGCAGUUCAGACCUGUGUCAAAACCCUGAACACACUUGGCACAUUAGAACCAGAUUACUGACAUAUUCUCUCUUUUUUUCCCAAAUAAUUUAAAAAAGUGAAAUUAAAAGAAACUAUAUGGUCUCCUACACAGUUCUACACUGUGUAGACAGUGGUUUAAAUAGUCAGGCAGA